AUGAACUAUACUGAAUUAUGGGAUAAAUUUUCAGAGAUUAGACUUCAAUGGAAAUCCUCUAGAAAUUUACUUGAGGAAUGUACCAAUUUUAUGCAAGAAAAAUCUGAAUUAGACAAAUCAUAUGCAAAAGGACUUGAAAGAUUAGCCCAGUCGUCAAUAUUUGAUAAUAGCCAGCAAAGCAAUCUUUGCCUCUAUCUAUCACUAAUACAAACUUAUAUAAACCAGCAAGCUCUUAUAUUAAACAACAUUUCUGCAGAAUUCAGCAAUGGAUUCUCAGCUUCUAUAAAAAAAUUAUUGGUUCAUCAAGAUUUUCUUAUCAGAGAAAAAAGUGAAAUGGGGAAAAAUUUGGUAGAAGAACGAGAAAAAUUGAUAAAAAACCACUUGAGAGCUAAAGAAAAAUACUUGGGUGCGUCUAAGGACUCUGAAAAAGGGCACAAACGAAAAGAAAGCAAGCAAGAAGAAGACUACCAAAAGGCUUAUUUAUGUGCAAUAGAAGAGCUGAAUAAUUUCAACAGGCCAUUUGAAGAAGAAAUGAAUAAAAUAUUAAUGUUCUACCAAAAGCAAGAAGAAGAGAGAAAAAGCUUGAUUAAAGAAACGCUUAUAAAAAUCACAGAAAUAGAAGGCUCCUAUUUAAAAUCUCUUUUUUUUGAAGUUGAAAGUAUCACCAAAGUAUCCAAUAUAUAGGAAAUAAAAAAGUAUAAUCCCCAAACAGAAAUUGAGCUAUUUAUCACUAAUUUAAGAACAGGGAAAAGGGUAGAAAACGUCCAAUUCUUCUCUAGCCAGUCUUCGUAUAACGAAAGGCAUUCUUUAGAACUAAAAAUCGCUAAUCAAAUCGAAAUCAUGAGGAAAAUUAUCGACAAAUGCUGGAAAGGAAAACACUUGACCUCUCAUGAAAAGUCAAAAUUUUCAAUAAUGAUUUCUGACCCUGAGGGAAAAAAAUCAUGAGUUUCUGUAUUAAACGAAAAACGAAACCAUGGCCAAUUUGUGCUUCCAGGAGAAACUUUUUACCAAUUAGGAACACUAAUGUAUGAAGUCUUAUCAAAAUUGACUAUAGAAGAUUUUAUCUGCGCAAGCCAGUGCAUUAUUUUAUCCCAAACAUUUUAUAAAGAAGAAAACAAAACAAAAAUUUUUUUGCAGACUUUGAUAAUAGCACAUCCGUAUUGGAACCAAGAAAAUUUUUGGGAAAAAAUGCUGGAAGACUCUUUGGAAAAUGAAAUGGAAAAAUUUGCUGAGUAUUGUAUUGGUGAAGGAGAAAUCCAUGAAGAUUUGCCAACAAGACUUAGAGAAGUCGUGGUCGCUCAGCUGUCCUCGUAUAUUGCGAUAAUGGAAAGUUUUCAAAUAUCAGAGUCAAUUGUAUCACAGAUUAUUAAUGGCUUUGUGAAAAAAUACCAUUUGCCAGAGGAUGCGAUAGCUAUACUUGUUUCAUACUGUAGUGCUAUUAAAUAA
Molecule: messenger RNA, 1446 nt
Organism: Blepharisma stoltei
Lineage: Eukaryota; Ciliophora; Heterotrichea; Heterotrichida; Blepharismidae
Source: the annotation of a GenBank genome assembly